This is a messenger RNA of Gekko japonicus, 1643 nucleotides long. RefSeq names its product growth associated protein 43 (gene GAP43). Lineage: Eukaryota; Metazoa; Chordata; Lepidosauria; Squamata; Gekkonidae. The transcript has 3 exons. The record is from RefSeq and is a predicted model, not a curated record. Gene Ontology annotation, biological process: tissue regeneration; axon choice point recognition; axon regeneration. The coding region runs from base 321 to 1052 and encodes 243 amino acids. Gene Ontology annotation, molecular function: lysophosphatidic acid binding; phosphatidylserine binding; calmodulin binding. Gene Ontology annotation, cellular component: postsynaptic density; cytoplasm; plasma membrane.
GGUAAGGGCGGGGGGCGGGGAAGUGACUAGUCCCCGAGAGCUGCCAGUGAACAAUUCUGGGAAAGAGCGGGCGAGGGGGAGCGCGAGGCAGAGGGGGAGCAUGUGCGCUGAGGAAUAGCUGUGGACCUUCCAGUCACUGCGAACUGCCCUGUCGUGUGUGUGUGUGUGUGCGUGUGCGUGUGCCCGCGAGUGAGAGGAAGAGGGAGGGGAGGGAGUGGAGAGGGUGGGGGGAGAGAUAAGAGAGAGAGAGGGAGAGAGGAGGAAAAAGGAGAGAGGAGAAGGAAGGAAGGAACAACAAGGAAGAAAGGGACUAUACAACCAUGCUGUGCUGUAUGAGAAGAACAAAACAGGUUGAAAAAAACGAUGACAUUGACCAAAAGAUCGAACAAGAUGGCAUCAAACCAGAAGAUAAAGCUCACAAGGCAGCCACCAAAAUUCAGGCUAGCUUCCGUGGACACAUAACAAGGAAAAAGCUUAAGGGGGAGAAGAAGGGAGAUGCCCAAACUAAUGAUGCUGAAGCUGGUGAGAAGAAGGAGGAACUCCUCGCUAAUGGUGUGGCUGAUGGCAAAGCUGCUAUUACAGACGUGGCUCCAUCUGAGAAUGCCCAGCCUGCAGGAGGCAACAAAGAGGGAGGCAUCCCAGCAGAGGAGAAGCAGGGGGAGGCCAAAGCUGACACUGGUUCAGAACAACCUGCCCCAAAGGCUACAGCUCCCGCUGCCCCGUCGGAGGAAAAACCCUCCCCUGCCGCCGCUGAAACGGAAAGUGCCACUAAAGCUUCCACUGAUAACUCACCAUCCUUGAAGGCCGAUGAAACCCCAGUCAAGGAGGAACCUAAACAAGCCGAUGUGCCUGCCACUGUCACCACUGCCGUUAGCCCCACUGCUGCAGAGGAUGCUACUGCCAAGGCAACAGUGCAACCCCAAACAGACACGGCAGAGAGUAGCCAAACCGAAGAGAAGACAGAUGCUGUAGAAGAAACCAAACCUUCUGAAAGUGCCCAGCAGGAAGAAGCAAAAGAAGACGAGAGCAAGGCGGACCAAGAAAAUGCCUGAACAUUAAGAAAUGACUCCCCGUUGCCCCUCCCUCCCUCCCCUUUCCUGUAUCUUUCCUCCCUUCCUUGUUCCCAUCUGACCCGCUCCCACUCACACCUGUGAGUCUGUCUGUCCUCCUUGUCCUCUCCUCCCUCCCACAAUCCUUUUUCUCUCUGUGGCAAACAUUUAAAGAAAAAAAAAAAGCAGGAAAAAUCCCAGUCAAACAGUGUGGCUUAAACAUUUUGUUUCUUGGUGUUGUUAUGGCGAGUUUUUUGGUAAUGAUGAUCCAAUCAUUUUGGGAAAAUUCUUGCACUGUAUCAGAAUUCUUUGGUCUGCGCGUGCGUGUGUUUGUCUGCCCACCACGAAUGCGCUCUCUCUCUUUUUCCCUCUCUCUCUCUCUGUUCCAAGUGUGUGUGCAAUGUUACGUUCAUCUGAGGAGUCCAAACCUAUUGAGUGAGUUAAGAAAAAAAAAGAACAAAGAUUUUUUCUUUUCUCCCCUUUUCAAUGUGAUGAUGGAAUGAACUAAAUGAGACAAAACAAACAAAGAAAAACAGAAUGAAAAAAUACAACCCCAGUUUGUUUUAAAAAAAUAAAGCAAAUGUGCCAAUUAGC